Molecule: messenger RNA, 972 nt
Organism: Hyla sarda
Lineage: Eukaryota; Metazoa; Chordata; Amphibia; Anura; Hylidae
Gene: DPH7
Product: diphthamide biosynthesis 7
Molecular function (GO): protein binding
Source: RefSeq, a predicted model, not a curated record
GGACAGGUUGGGAUAUUUCUCCCCCAGAGGGUUAUUAGGAGAGGAAAGACUGAGCCGGACGAUCCGUGCACAAUGACUUCCCGGGGUCUCCGUUGUUUUGCAGAUACAGAUCCGUUCCCGGAUUUAGCUUCAAAAACUACAUAAACAAAACCUGAACGUGGAGUCAGAUGGCACCAUGUGAUCAAACACAGCCAAUCAGGAGGAGGGUAACACUAUUGGCUGGAGCUCCUGUCAGUCAUCCCCCUGACCCGGAAGUAGUUACCGAGGUUCGUGAGCUCUACAUGCUGAAGAGGUGAUGUGGAUACUUGGCAAUGGCGGUACACUGCAGAACCCAGACACUACAGGUGUUGGACACGGAGUACAGUGCGGAUGCUGUGGAGUGGUGCCCGCUGGAUGACUGGGGGACGGUGCUGGCGUGUGGGACGUAUCAGCUGAAGAAGCCGGAUAGUGAGGUCAGCGGAGAGGUCAGCGAUGACCCCCACUUGCGGCUCGGACGCCUCUACCUCUAUCACUACAACCCCCAUCAGUUAUUCUCACCCGUGUCCGAGGUUCAGAAGAUUGAAACAGCUGCAAUAUUGGACAUGAAAUGGUGCCAAAUGCCGCUCUCGGAGACCCCCGUACUGGGAGUUGCUGAUGCUAAGGGCGCCCUGGAGCUGUAUAGAUUACAGGGCAACAGGGAGAGCUCCCGGGUGCAGCCGGCAUGUAGCGUGGAUUUGGGGGACGGUUGUCUGGCUUUAUCCCUCGACUGGUCGACCGGGAGAAGAGACAGCACUUCUCCGGUGAGGAUCGUCUGCAGCGACUCUCUGGGCCGGCUCAGUCUGGUGCAGGUGGAGGAGUCCGCGCCGUCCCUGGACAUCGUGUCUCAGUGGAAGGGCCACGGCUUCGAGGCCUGGAUCGCCGCCUUCAACUACUGGAGCUGUGACACCAUCUACUCGGGGGGAGACGACUGUCUGCUGAAAGGAUGGGACACAA